This is a messenger RNA of Engraulis encrasicolus (European anchovy), 639 nucleotides long. It is a transcript of the gene epd, whose product is annotated as ependymin. Gene Ontology annotation, molecular function: calcium ion binding. The transcript is spliced from 6 exons. NCBI's taxonomy places the organism in Eukaryota, Metazoa, Chordata, Actinopteri, Clupeiformes, Engraulidae. Gene Ontology annotation, cellular component: lysosome; extracellular region. The coding region runs from base 1 to 639 and encodes 212 amino acids. Gene Ontology annotation, biological process: cell-matrix adhesion. The record is from RefSeq and is a predicted model, not a curated record.
AUGCGACUGACUGGCUUCCUCUGCCUGGCACUCUGUUCAGUCGGCGUGGCCGUUCUGGCCGACCAUCAUCAGCCAUGCCGUGGCCCCGAUCAAAUGCAUGGAACCCUCUUUGUGACUGCCUCUAAAGGGGCCCCUACUUCCGUGGGCGAGUUCCAUUACGACGCCAAGGCCAAAAAGCUCCACUUCAAAGACGACGAGAAGCACGUCAACAAGACGGACCACCUGGAGUUCCUGAUUCUCUUCGACGAGGGCAUCUUCUAUGACUUCGACAGCCACAACCUGAGCUGCCACAAGAGAACCCUGGGCAACAACUACCACAUCCUGGAGAUCCCCGCCAACUCCACCCACGUGACCGAGGGCUACCUGGGCCACGAGUUCGUGGGAGACCAGGGCGUUCGCAUGAGGAAGUGGAGGAAGAGGAUCCCAGAGUUAAAUGGUGUUCUGACGGUGGCCACCACCUCCUGCGGUUGCCUCACGCUGACCGGCUCGCUGUUUACCGAAGCCGAUGACGUCCUACUCUUCACUUUCCUGGACGUGGAGACGGAGCUGAGGAACCCCCAGGUGUUCGUGCCCCCCACCUACUGCGAGAGGGCGGCCCUGGAGGACGAGACCGACACCUUCUUCGGCCUGUUCCACUGA